Molecule: messenger RNA, 1014 nt
Organism: Xiphophorus couchianus (Monterrey platyfish)
Lineage: Eukaryota; Metazoa; Chordata; Actinopteri; Cyprinodontiformes; Poeciliidae
Exons: 7
Coding region: 177-905 (242 amino acids)
Biological process (GO): signal transduction
Molecular function (GO): protein binding
Source: RefSeq, a predicted model, not a curated record
AGUCUCUUGACAACGCCGUGUCAUUCAAGAUCUUGCAUGUUGUUGAUGAGGAUUUCAGUGAGGCUUUCAUUGAGCCACCUUCAGGCUACUCAGGUAGCCACGUUAAGUGGAGCGUGAGGUCCCUGUCCCCCGUGUGUCCCAUCAUUCCAGCUGAUGAACAGGCUGAAUAUCAUGGCAUGGUUAUGAUCUACAAACAGCUGAACACCAACAACAACAUCUUCCAUGUGUACCUGGUCCUAAAUAACGUCUCUGCCAUUAAAGAUAUAUGCGAACAGGUUCAGAGCUACCCGAAUAAAUACGUCAGGGUGACUAAAUCCUCCAUGUGCAGACUGGUUGAGGGGAUAUUUCGCUUUUCCAGUAAGCCGGAGGGAGUGGUCAGACCUCAGGAGCUGGAAUUUACACUAGCUGAGAUAGCGGUAAUAGGCUUUUUCGAGGUCUUCUUUGACAAGCAGCCUCCGUUUGAAUGGUCUCUAAGAAAGAGGAGAACGGAUGAGGUCGUCUGGUCUGCCACCAUCAGAGCAGACGACUGGCAAGCUGCAAUAAAAGAAAACCCAAGGAAAAGAGCCAGAUGUGACGAUGAAUUGAGAGCAAAUAGCCACCGGGGUCAGGACCUGUCAGAGAAGCAGCUCCUGCAGGUCGCCAAUAAGUUUGGGUCAGAGUGGAAGGAGGCAGCCAUCUACUUAGACUUACUGAGCAAAGAUCUGGAUGACAUCCUGGAGAAAGAGAAGGAUGUGACCAUGCAGAAGCAUAGGAUGCUGGUAAUGUGGAAGAACAGAAGGAGGAAAGGAGAAGCUACUGCGUCUGCCCUGUUGGAAAGUUUGAAAGAUAUGGAUAAGUUGUCCACUUACGUUCGCGACAUUCUGCAAGAUUUAAUGACGGCAGACGAUGAACGCAUGGACGAAUAAGAAAAUCCAUAAAAAUGGAUUCAGUUACACCCACUCAGAGAUGAUAUCAAACAAACGGGGACGCCUGCUGGAGACUUUGUGGAUCUAAGGGAGCCGACCACUUCCAUGU